AACAACCCUAAUAAGUUGAGUGAUAAACCUAUGGCCAAUACAGAGAAGCCCAUAAUAAUAUCUGAACCAAGACAAACAACAAACAUGAAUUUUAAGUAAAAAAAAGGAAGCCUCUUUAUUUCAUUCUCUCUCUAGGGUUUGCCAGUUUCCAUCUUUCUUGAAUCUUCUUUCACUCUUUUAGUUUCAAAUCUCAGGCCAAAACUUAAAUAACCUAAACAAGAGCAGCAGCAGAAAGAUAAAAAUGCUAAACUGAGUAUAUUUAGACAGGAAAGCUAUAUGCAUAUAUAGAUAGAUAGCCUAUAUCUAAAUCUGUAUAAUUAUUUAUAUAUAUUUGAAGCAUGGGGAGGGGAAGAGUGGAGUUGAAGAGGAUAGAGAACAAGAUAAAUAGACAGGUGACAUUUUCAAAGAGAAGAAAUGGGCUUCUGAAGAAAGCUUAUGAGCUCUCUGUUCUCUGUGAUGCUGAAGUGGCUCUCAUCAUCUUUUCCAACCGUGGCAAGCUCUACGAGUUCUGCAGCACUUCCAACAUGCUUAAGAUGCUUGAAAAAUACCAAAAUUGCAACUUUGGAGCACUGGAAGUCAACCGCCCAGCCAAAGAUUUGGAGCAAAACAAAUACAGGGAAUACGUAAAUCUAAAAGACAAAUAUGAAUCCCUUCAACGAUACCAGAGGCACCUUCUUGGGGAAGACCUGGGGCCCCUAACUAUAAAUGAGCUUGAGCAUCUUGAGCUUCAACUAGACUCUUCGUUGAAACAUAUCAGGUCCACAAAGACACAGUCUAUGCUUGAUCAACUCUCUGAUCUUCAGACAAAGGAGAGGAUGCUAUUAGGAGCAAACAAGAUUCUAGAGGACAAGCUUCAUGAAUAUCACUCAGAGAGUCAGCUGAGGCCAUCAUGGACACCUGGUGACCAGUAUAGUUCAUAUAACCAGCAGCAGCAACAACAAGCUCAACCAUGGAUGUUUCAACAUCUAGACUCCAAUCUGCAAAUAGGGUAUAAUCCUGUGAAUUCCGAUGAUCAGAUGCCUACAACCACUUAUCAGAAUCAAAACAACAUGCUACCUGGAUGGAGGCUUUGAUGAGUUCUCUCCAAUUUGCUCUUGUAAAUUGGAGGCUAUAAGCUAUAGUUGGUGUGACAAGGCACAGGAAGUGGCCUUACUUGCAACAAGUAUAAUAAUAGUAAGUUCUGUGAGUGCUGAGUUUCAGGACACCUUCCUGGACAUCAUGCAAUGCAUAUAUGAAUGUAAGGUUUGCAAGAGACUAAAUUGUAUGACAUUUAUCUUCGCUUUGAAGCAGCAGCAUAAGGUCUUUUGUGACCAAUUCUACUUU
Molecule: messenger RNA, 1323 nt
Organism: Daucus carota subsp. sativus
Lineage: Eukaryota; Viridiplantae; Streptophyta; Magnoliopsida; Apiales; Apiaceae
Product: agamous-like MADS-box protein MADS2
Exons: 8
Coding region: 339-1073 (244 amino acids)
Biological process (GO): positive regulation of transcription by RNA polymerase II
Cellular component (GO): nucleus
Molecular function (GO): DNA-binding transcription factor activity, RNA polymerase II-specific; RNA polymerase II cis-regulatory region sequence-specific DNA binding; protein dimerization activity
Source: RefSeq, a predicted model, not a curated record